AUGUCAGAUAUCCUCCAAGAGCUGCUCCGAGUCUCUGAGAAAGCUGCCAACAUUGCCCGGGCGUGCAGGCAGCAGGAAGCCCUCUUCCAGCUGCUGAUAGAAGAAAAGAAAGAGGGAGAAAAGAACAAGAAGUUUGCAGUUGAUUUCAAGACCUUGGCUGAUGUGCUGGUACAGGAAGUUAUCAAAGGGAAUAUGGAGAACAAGUUUCCAGGCUUGGGGGAAAAAAUUUUUGGAGAAGAAUCCAAUGAAUUUACUAAUGAUUUGGGGGAGAAGAUUAUCAUGAGACUGUGUCCAACCGAGGAAGAAACAGUAGCUCUUCUCAGCAAAGUCCUUAAUGGUAACAAACUGGCAUCUGAGGCCUUAGCCAAGGUUGUCCACCAGGAUGUUUUCUUCAGUGACCCAGCCCUGGAGUCGGUGGAGGUCAGCAUUCCACAGGACAUCUUGGGAAUCUGGGUGGAUCCUAUAGAUUCGACUUAUCAGUAUAUAAAAGGUUCUGCUGACAUUAAACCCAACCAAGGAAUCUUCCCCAGCGGACUUCAGUGCGUCACGAUUUUAAUUGGUGUCUACGACACGCGGACAGGGGUGCCUCUCAUGGGGGUCAUCAACCAGCCUUUUGUGUCACAAGACCUAAACACCCUCAGGUGGAAAGGACAGUGCUACUGGGGCCUUUCUUACUUGGGGACCAACAUCCAUUCCCUUCUGCCUCCUGUCUCUACAAGAAGCAACAGUGAAAUGCAGAGCCAAGCGACCCAGAAGCCCAGCUCCGAAGGCUCCCACCCGUUCGCAGCUGUCAUCAGCACCAGCGAAAAGGAGGCCAUCAAGGGCGCGUUGUCACGCGUGUGUGGAGAGCGCGUCUUCCGGGCGGCUGGGGCUGGCUACAAGAGCCUCUGUGUGGUGCUCGGCCUCGUCGACAUUUACAUCUUCUCAGAAGACACCACGUUCAAGUGGGACUCCUGUGCUGGCCACGCCAUCCUCAGGGCCAUGGGCGGGGGGAUGGUGGACUUAAAGGAAUGCCUGGAAAGAAAUCCUGACGCGGGGCUUGACUUGCCACAGUUGGUAUAUCACGUGGGAAACGAAGGCGCCGCUGGAGUGGAUCAGUGGGCCAACAAGGGAGGACUCAUCGCGUACAGAUCAGAGAAGCAGCUGGAGGCAUUCUUGAGCCGCCUCCUCCAGCACCUGGCCCCUGUGGCGACACAUACGUAG
Molecule: messenger RNA, 1203 nt
Organism: Rangifer tarandus platyrhynchus (Svalbard reindeer)
Lineage: Eukaryota; Metazoa; Chordata; Mammalia; Artiodactyla; Cervidae
Source: the annotation of a GenBank genome assembly